AUACUGAGAAACAGGAAGUGAAUUGUUUAUUUCAGAUUGCCUCUUAAAAAAUUUCUGACCCUCACAUGGUGCAUCCUUUGAUUCUCUUUGGCAUUUUAUUGUGCACAAGAGGCACAUUGAGCAUGAAGACAUUGAACCACGUGGCUGUGAGAACUGGAGGAAAUGUUACAAUCCCAUGUCUGUAUGAUGAACAGUAUAAACUUCACCCAAAAUACUGGUGUGUGGGACUGCUGUGGAUCUCCUGCCAGAUUAAUGCAUAUACAAACAAAACUGAUAAAUGGCAAGUAACCGAUUACCCAGCAAAGAAUAUUUUUACUGUGCAACUCAACAAUCUGUCCCCCUCUGAUUCUGGAUAUCACUGGUGUGCUGUGGAGAUUGGUACCCAUGCCAACCCCGAUGACAAAGAAAGCUUGUAUUUAACAGUUAAAACAGAUCCUGAUGUCUCAGUGGUGAACAGCAGAGUAACUGGACUGGAAGGUGGAAAUAUCAGUGUCCAGUGUCUCUACAGUUCUGGACAUAAGACUACAUUUAAACAGUGGUGCAGAUUCAAAGACAAGAUAUGUUACACAGAGGGUAGGACUGACACAUCCCAGAAUUCAUCAGUCCAGAUCAGCGAUGAUAGGAGAGAAUCCUUCACUGUGGUGAUGACUGGACUGAGAGAGAGUGAUUCUGGCUGGUACUGGUGCUCUGUAGGAGAUCUACAGGUUCCUGUUCAACUCUUUGUUCUAUUGGACACUGAAAAUGAUAGAAGCUCAGAUAAUGCUGGUUCUGUUUCCCCUACAUGUGAAAACCACCAAAUGGCAAGACAUGAUACAGAGGACUGUUUUCCUGACACUACGUCUGAGCACAGAAACGGCAUUUUACUGCUACUCUGGAUUGCUGGGCCGUUACUUCUGCUACUGAUGCUGGUUUUGUUAACCUGGAGGAUCAAACGAAAACACAAUGGAGCUUUGGUCACACAAGCACCCGAUGCAACUUCUAUGACAGGGGGUCCUCUCUGCUAUGAUACAGUGGUCUUCAAGGAAGGAAAGGGUCGUGAUCAAGACAAGAUCUCCACUCAAAGUCCUGCUGACCAAGACUGUGAAGUGCUCUACAGUGCUGUGAAACUUCAUUAAUAACAGGUGGUGGUGUAGUGGUCGAAGCACAUAAUUGGUAAUCUGGUAAUCAGAAGGUCACUGGUUCAAGCCCCACAGCCACCACCAUUGUGUCCUUGAGCAAGGCACUUAACUCCAGGUUGCUCUGGGGGAUUGUCCCUGUAAUAAGUGCACUGUAAGUCUCUUUGUAUAAAAGCAUCUGCCAAAUGCAUACAUGUAAAUGUAAAUACUAUUAAUGUUUGACCACAACUCCUAGUGGUAAAAAAGCACGUGUGAAUCCAUCUGUCACAUGUUUGCAGAGGCAAAUGUUAUUCUGCUUUUCUUACCAUCUUCUAAAUCAUUGUGAGAUGUAAAAACACAUCACAUCAGACAGCUUGGCAACAACAUGAAAUCUGAUUACGCAAAAAUAUGUCUUUGCAAUAAAGAAUUCAAUUUUAAGCUGAUAAACAUUUUUAUAUAAAUGUAAUAUUUAUAUAGUUGUAAUUUUGACAAUUAAUUUUAUUGUAGAUUUUUAAGACAGUUCUUCUGUCUUUACACUUGAUUCUUGUCUGUUACACUUUCUUUUACUUCCUUUGACCAUGUUGAACUACGAAGCAAAAUCAUUGUUUGAACAAUGGCCGUUAAUCUUUACCAUGACCUGCACUGCACAUAAAUAACUCAUUUUGGCAUUAUAUUCAAAAUGAUAGUCAGAGGGGAACUGGCCCCCACAGAGAGCCUGGUUUCUCCCAAUGUUAUUUUUCUCCAUUAACCAACAUCUUAUGCAUUUUUUGUUACCUAUCUUUAUACACACUUCAUAAUCGUAUUUAAUCAAACUACACAAUUAUGAUUUAAGACUUUAUAGAUAUUAAGGUUUCAUUUUCUGUUAAUGCAUGAUUUUCUGUAAAGCUGCUUUGAAAUGAUGUGUGUUGAGAAAUGUGCUAUGCAAAUAAAAAGACUUGA
This is a messenger RNA of Xyrauchen texanus (razorback sucker), 2033 nucleotides long. Its product is annotated as CMRF35-like molecule 1. Bases 66 to 1115 code for a protein of 349 amino acids. The transcript is spliced from 9 exons. Lineage: Eukaryota; Metazoa; Chordata; Actinopteri; Cypriniformes; Catostomidae. The record is from RefSeq and is a predicted model, not a curated record.